This is a messenger RNA of Podarcis raffonei (Aeolian wall lizard), 1408 nucleotides long. RefSeq names its product transmembrane emp24 domain-containing protein 10-like. The record is from RefSeq and is a predicted model, not a curated record. The coding region runs from base 323 to 958 and encodes 211 amino acids. NCBI's taxonomy places the organism in Eukaryota, Metazoa, Chordata, Lepidosauria, Squamata, Lacertidae. Gene Ontology annotation, cellular component: endoplasmic reticulum-Golgi intermediate compartment; endoplasmic reticulum; COPI-coated vesicle. Gene Ontology annotation, biological process: endoplasmic reticulum to Golgi vesicle-mediated transport; intracellular protein transport; Golgi organization. The transcript is spliced from 5 exons.
AGCGGCCGCGGCCAGAGGGGGAGGGCAGAAUCGGAGGCAGCCCCGAAGGCUGGGGGAUCCGAGAUCGAGCCUACGGGGCAAGCGGGCAGGGGGUAGCCAACUGGGGUUCGACACCAGAGAGGCAAUACUAGGGUUGGGGGGGCCGGGGGAAGGCGGUAUCGUGUGAAAGGACCAACCCGGGUCCAGGCAAGGGGGAAGGGAUUUGAACCUCCAAGGAUCCAGCUCGGUUGAAGGCAUACAGCAAAUCAGGAUUCAGGGAACCAGUCUCUCCCCGCCCCUCCACCUUUUUAUUUUUUGCACUCUUGUCUGGUUCUUAACCGCGAUGUGGGUGCCCGGACUCCUGGGUCCCUUGGCCCUGCUGGCCUUUUCUGCAGGCGGCUGCCAGGGACUGUCCUUCCAGCUUCCGCCGCAGACGCGCAAGUGUCUGAAAGAGGAGCUUCACCGAGAUGUGAUGGUCACCGGGGAAUUCGUGGUCUCGGAAGCCACCGCACCGGGGAUCAGGACAGACUUGCGGGUUACGGACUCCUCUGGCCACCUCUUGUACUCCAGAGAUGAUGCCAAGAAAGGAAAAUUUGCCUUCACCACAGACGACUAUGAGAUCUAUGAGAUUUGCUUUGAGAGUCAUGGCCAGCCAGGGAAUUUCCGGGUCCCUGACCAACUGAUCACCCUCAAUAUCAAGCACGGUGUGGAGGCACGGAAUUAUGAGGACAUUGCGAAGGCUGAGAAACUCAAGCCCUUGGAGGUGGACCUUCGUCGGCUUGAGGACCUUUCCGAAUCCAUUGUCAAGGACUUUGCCUUCAUGAAACAACGCGAGGAGGAGAUGCGCGAUACCAAUGAAUCCACCAGCGCUCGGGUCUUCUACUUCAGCAUUUUCUCCAUGCUCUGCCUUGUGGGCCUGGCCACUUGGCAGGUCUUCUACCUCAGACGCUUCUUCAAAGCCAAGAAACUCAUCGAGUGAUUGAGCUCCGGUUUGGGCACAGGGGGAGAGGCAAGAAGUGGGCGGCCCCCCUUUACUGGACUCCCCUGUCUAGUUUUGCCAUGGAUCUAGCCUACAACCUGUUAGGUGUGAACCAUGCUCAAUCUCUCUCCGCUGAAUUAUUCCACUCCGAAGGUGACUGCAUUAUUUUUUCCCGGGAUUUCCUUGUGGCCAGGACUCUCAGUGGAACCUGACAACUGGACUGGAUCUCUUUGCUAGCCAGGAAUGGAGCCGCUCAUCAGACAAGGCAUGGAUUCUGGGGAGCAGAUUAGAAAACCACUUGCUGUUCCUCCCAAACCGACCAUGGUGCUCGUCUGCUCUGCAUGGUGGUGGUGCUGGGGAUGUGGUGGGGCGGGUGUUAUAAUUAGACUAGGUAAUUUAAGUCCCAACUGCUGAGUGUAAUACUUUGGAGGUAAUAAAUUUUGGUUCCUA